CGCGCGAAGAAGGAAGAGAGCGAAUCGGAGAGGAGCGCGCAGAAGGAGAUUCGUGCUCUCGUUGACUCCGGCAGCGGCCAGUUUCAGACUUGGCGCUGGACCGUGAGCCACGCGAUCUCUGUCCCUCUUGUCUCUCCCUCUCCCUCUCUCUUUCUAACGCGCGCGGCCGCAAGAUGUGAGGAUCGGCAUCGAUCGCGUCGCACAGCGAGGUAGAGCCGUCACCUUCUCGAUGACAGAAUGACACCGCGCGCUUUGGCUCGCUGCGUGUGCGUGGCCGAUCGAGCGGAGAUCGAACGCGGAGAGUGCAGGCUGUAAGAUUGAGAGCGAGAGUGCGGGUCGAGUCGUCCGGAUCGAGAUCGCGGGUCCGCGAGUCCGACGGAGAGCUUGGACGUCGGAGUGGCGCGGUUGGGUGGAUCACGCUUGGAUCGAUCGCUCGAAGUUUGCGAAAAUUUGCGGGAAGGAGGAGAGAUCAGGGGUGAAACACGAGUGCGCUAAGCGUCGAAGUCUCCGCUGCGCGUGUAUGUCGAUACGCGCGUUUUUACGCGAUACCAAGUCCACGAUCCACAGCUGCCAUGAUCUACCAUCAGUCGAAUCAUCAAGCGCCCACGAUGUCGUCUAUCAGGAAGACGUCGCCUGGACCGCAACGCCGUAGUCUGCAAGCGUCCCCAGCGAAAUGUGCGAAGACGAAGCGGACGAACGAGCGGGUGGUCAACGAGGAGAGAUGCAGAGGAAGAUGCAGAGUGCAGUGGAGCGAGAAACACGUGAAGGAGGGCUUAGUCCUUGUCCAGGAGGCGCAGCUCGCCAGGGUGGUCAAGACGGGUCCUAUCACGGAGCACUAUGAGAUCGAUCCGAAACCGUUCGCGAGCGGUCAGUGGGCGAGAGUCUACCGCUGCAGGUCGCGAUCGACCGGCAUACUUUACGCGGCCAAGUACUCGUCCAGGAACCGAUUCAACGCCGAUUGCAGCGCGGAACUGAGACACGAGAUCGCUCUAUUGUCUCUGUGCUCGCAAUCCCCACGCGUCGUUAGACUGCACGAUGUCUACGAGACACCGAAGGAAAUCAUCUUAGUCAUGGAAUACGCGCCCGGAGGCGAUCUCCAGACGCUCAUCGACGGCGAUUUGGUGCCCCUCGAAGGUGACGUUGUACACUUUGUGCGGCAGCUAGUGGAAGGACUCGCCUACCUCCACGAGAGAAAUAUCGCCCAUUUGGACAUCAAGCCUCAAAAUCUGGUCAUGAUGGGCUCUUUCCCGGACUGCGAUGUUAAGUUGUGCGACUUCGAGAUCUCGAGAGUGAUCCUCGAGGGCACUGAAGUCCGGGAGAUUCUUGGCACGCCGGAUUAUGUCGCGCCUGAAAUACUGCAUUACGAGCCGAUCAUGCUGGCAGCCGAUAUGUGGUCACUCGGUGUCACAACCUACGUGUUGCUGACGGGCUUCUCGCCCUUCGGUGGCGAGACCGAUCAAGAGACCUUCCAGAAUAUAUCCUUAGGAGAGGUGGACUUCCCCGAAGAGCUGUUCGAGGAUGUCUCGGCGCAGGCAAAGGACUUCGUCGCAAAGCUUUUGGUGCUAGACCCAAGUGCACGGAUGACCGCGAAACAAUGCCUGCGCCACGACUGGCUGCGCGGCGCCCCAACGCAAGCGUCGCCGCAUCUGCGAAGGUACCUGUCGAAAUCGCGGGAGGUUCUUCUGGAGCGCGUGGUCAGUCGCGAAAACUUGAGGAGGGCCGCGCUCAUGAGCCAAGCGACCAGCCAGGCGAGUCUCUGUCAAGGGGACGUCCAAAGUGACCAAAACUAUCAGCAGCAUCGUCAACAGGGCUUACAGGAUUGCAUACUUAGUCAAAGCGAAAUGUGCUUAAGUCAUCGCCUAACCGGAAGUCGUUCGAGUUUGGGGGGUAGCGAGGGACCCAGUCCGGCGGAUUCUCAGGCCAGCCUGAACUCCUCCAGGACUAGCCUGAGCUGCGCGAGCCAGAGCUGUCUGCUGAAUCAAGAACAGACGCAGGGACUGCUGAGUAAAGCUCAGAGCCGAUCGCAGGCUAAUCUGAAUCAAGGCCUGAGUCGCGGUAUAUUGUCGAGAAUACGCAGUCUGAAUCGCGUUCAGUCUCAGGCGUGUCUACUGAACGGAUCUUCGGCGAUCAAUUGCGGACGAGCCGGUGCCGUCGCUACGAUGAAUCCCGUAAUCAGCAAGUCCCGCGAGAAACUGUACGGUUUAAGAUCUUUGUCAAAGUCCCAGGGUGUCCUGGAUAUCUACAGAAGUCUGGAAUGCCUGAAACGACGAAGGAAGAGCUAUCAGCGCGCGAGGACCGAGGACAUGUUGCCGAUUUUCAAGCAACUCGGCGCCGAGAUCGCGUCCUCCAGGCUGACACCCUCGAUAAGCGACGAUCGUUUGGUCGUUGACGUAAAAUCGGAGAUCGAUUUAACAUCCGAUAAGAUCGAGCGGAAGAUUGACCAAAAUGUGCCAACCGUUUCGUCGACAGACGCGAAGACACCGAACGAUUUUAGCUGCGAUGAUCGGAACCACUCGUGCGUCGAGUUGAAUAAUGAUUCGCAACGCGCAGCGAUGAACGCGGAACCGCAGACCCCGAAGAAGUUCACCUCGGAAUCCGAGGAAAAUCUAGAUUCCCUCAAGUCUGUCGAGUCGGACACCCUAACGGAGGAUUCCGAUGAGAUAACGUUGUGCCGUAACGCAGCGCCCGUUAAUGCGUACAAACGUCCCUGCGAACGUCAACAUUCCGACGUGUCCAGUCGUUCCAACAACUCUGACGACAAGGAGGAUCGCUCGACAGAAUCGGAGAAUGAGGAGCCGAAGUACACAGUAGCGCAGCUGGUCUCCGCCUUCAACAAGCACCAGGAAGUCGCCUCGAGGACGAGCCUGAGAGCAAUCAUGUCCGAGAGGCGGAUCACCGAGAUGACGUUCCCGACUGGCACGAAGGCGUUGCGUCUCUUUAUCCCGGACAUCAACAUCACCGAGAGUAAGAUCGUCAGGCGAAAAACGAGCUACAAGCCGCGAAAGAAUUGGGAGGAACUCAGGAAGCGUAACGAGAAGAAUGAGGGCGUCUUAAAGAGCCUUGAUAACGAUUCCGGCAACGAGGACGACGACAAUGAAGACGAGACUCGAGACAGCACGAAGGAUGAUCCCACGAAGGAUGAAAGGGAUUGCGCGAGGAAUACUGAGGAAAGAGUUGUCGAUAUUUCACAGGGCUUAAUAAAGAAGGAAGACACGAAUUUAUCCUUGGAAUGGUCGCUCUUGCAACCUGAGGAGAACAAUGGACAAAGUAUCUUCGUCGACAACGCGGAUACUCAAAACAAUCUCGAUACCACGAUAGAUGAAAAAUACAAACAAUGUGUGAAAGGUGCUAUGUCUGGCAAAAUGGAAACGCUCGAAGACAAAAAUAAAAAAAAAUAUCCAAAGCAGUUAGAAUUACAGCCGAAGGUUACCGUUUCGAUACGUCAAAAGGAGAGAUUACCUAAUUAUAUAUAUCCGGACAUAACUGUCACGGCCAAAGACAAUCGCGAAGCCUCUAAAAAGACUGUUGCGACUGCGACUAAUGGAAAACCUGGACCUAGAAUAUCUAAGAUCGAUCAAAUCAAACCGAGUUUUGGCGCCGAUUCCGCGAACGUAAAUCUCAAAGAUAUUUUACAGCGGGUGGACAAUUCCCAAAGUACCUCCAAAGAAAAUCUAGAAAAUCUGAGGAAAAGAACAUCGAUCGCGAAAAUUAUUUUGAACGACAAUCUUGUUCAUGACAACCAAGAUAGUAGUCUCGGCGGUUGCAAAAUGAAUUCUCGCGCAAAAAGUGAACCACCCUCGAACGAUAGCCAGUCGGAGGAUCGAAUGAAGCUGACGGUACCGCCGUCUUUCAUUCGAUCCUCUUCCUUGUCUAGCGACAGUAGCUGCCCCACGCCGUCCAGCGUGCAAUCUGACGUGAACGUAUCGUGGGAGGAUGUGCAGGUCGUCACGGGCUCUAGCACGUCUCUGGAAAAGGAGGACGUUUGCAGGGUCGCGAAGAAGAGCGACGUCCAGCGAACGUGUAGCGAGGGAAGAAAUAGGCAGUGCGCGGAGGACCGGAAAGUCUGGGGACGGAUCUGUACCGGUUCCUACACCAGGGCCAUGGAAAAAUUUAGCAGCAAAAAUAUAGACGCCGCGAAGAAAUCGCUGGGUUCGACGAUUCUCACUCAACAAACGGAAAAGACUAGAAGAAAGAGCAGCCCUGCGAUGCCGCAAUAUAUAAGUCCUUAAGAAUCUUAAUUUUUAGACGAUUGCAAUCUAAAAAGUACAUAAAAGUUGCAAUAUAUUUGGAUGAGAGACCCGAGGUCAUAAAUAUAUCCACUUAAUGUUCCUGAAGGAAUAGCGAAUUCUAAACUGGAGUCGACGCGACGCGGAUUGCAGUAACGCGGAAUCGAAGUGAGGAAAAGAUCGAAAAAAUACUUUUUUUUUUCACCACAUCCUAACAAGACAAAAGAGAGAGAUAAUGCUUUCGCGAUCUUAGCGAAUGACCGUGAAUGCGAACCUUGAACGAUUCACGGGCAUUAGAAACUCCGUUGCAGUGCCACGCGCCGACAUCACCGAUCGUAGCGUAUCGACAUGGCUUAAUGACAUGAAGACACGUGUCAGCGAUUCUACCGACCGUCAUUAACGUCCCACUCGAUUGUGUCGUGCACAUGAUCGAUGGCUCUUGGCUCUAGCGUUAUCCCUUUGGCUUAAUUAUUGUAUUAAGGGAAUAUUCAUCCUUGUUCACGCGCGCGCACACUGCCAAGGUGGUGUCAAUGAGGGUGGUGAAUAUAUUUGUAGGAAACAAGGGCGCAUAGUGGAUAAAGUAGAAUGUAGUUCGAGUUUCUGGCAUAUAAUAUAUCGUCUCAGUUAUGUUCUACGUUUUUAAAAAAUAUUUAUAAACUAUUCUUAAAUUUUCUUGCGCAAAAUCUAAUGUUCUUUGGAAAAUUUAAUAUUUUUAAAAAAUUGUACAUAUAGAGAUUAGAUUACUUUUCUCUUUUUUUUU
Molecule: messenger RNA, 4986 nt
Organism: Temnothorax curvispinosus
Lineage: Eukaryota; Metazoa; Arthropoda; Insecta; Hymenoptera; Formicidae
Product: probable serine/threonine-protein kinase DDB_G0278901
Exons: 7
Coding region: 573-4229 (1218 amino acids)
Biological process (GO): positive regulation of apoptotic process; intracellular signal transduction; protein phosphorylation
Cellular component (GO): nucleus
Molecular function (GO): ATP binding; protein serine/threonine kinase activity
Source: RefSeq, a predicted model, not a curated record